This is a messenger RNA of Botrytis cinerea B05.10, 2184 nucleotides long. RefSeq lists its product as hypothetical. The record is from RefSeq and is a predicted model, not a curated record. The transcript has 5 exons. Lineage: Eukaryota; Fungi; Ascomycota; Leotiomycetes; Helotiales; Sclerotiniaceae. Bases 697 to 1833 code for a protein of 378 amino acids.
GUCGCAAUUUUUAACCUUAUUCGAAACUUUCGUGAAUCGAAUUUAUUGCGACUGGAAUUCUCGCGAGAAAAUUUAACGAGCUCAAAGAUCACUCAAUACAGCUCUAAAUUUAGGUCUGUGUGACACGAUUGUUUCUCGGCCCUCUCUUAAUACUCUUAUUAUAAUCAGUCGAACGUGGGGAUGAAUCCUUUCGGUAAUUCCAGCCAGAGGCACAAGUUGCUUCGGUUUUUUUCACUUCUUUCAGCAUCUCAUCAAUUCUUUAUUAUUGUCCCUCGAACCUUGUCUUCAGCGAGGAAUCCACCAGUUUAUUCGCUUAUAAACCCGAAUUUUGCUACUAAGCCACAUGGAUGAUUGAUCAGUGGGCGGUAAUCUGGGGGCCGGCGCCUGUCAUCAUUCAUUGUGGUCUGACUUGAUGUUUCAAUCUGCCCUGUAAGUCGCUCAGGCAAAGAAUAUUGGUGGCUAUCUCUCGAAAGGGAGUCAAAAGGCAAUCGAUAAAGGAUUUUCAACCGCGUAAAUGUCUCUGGCGAAAGAAUUAAAUGCGGCUCUUCAGAAUUGAAAUUGUGAGACCAAAGCCUAUAAGAGUAAACAGAUCAUUCAUUUGGUUUUUGAUCAAUCAGAAAACAAUACACUUUUUCUUUGACCUCAAUUAUCAACUACGAUUAUCGAGAAAGCAUCCGUGAGGCAGUGAUUAAGAAUAUGGCAGGUAGUUAUUCGAAGAAUAUUCCUUCCAAUGGUUUCCUCUCCCUUCCCAUCGAAUCCAAAGCUUCAAAUUCCAAGCGUGGUAGAUCUGUUUCGAACGCUGGCUCUGAUCAAUCUGCGAGGUCCAGCCUGUCUAGAAUUACAUAUGUUGAGGAAGAUUCUCAAAUUGCUGCAUAUUCAGACUUAGAGGAUUCCGAUAGCAUCGUCCAGAUAAACUACUCCUGCUUAGAUCGUCUGGCUGUGCUUAUUCGCAUCUUGUUUUGUCUCCCAAUUUCAUUGAAGAUGAAGAAGAAGAGGUCUCCCAAGCACGUGGAGGCCUUACCAUUCGAUACGGAGAGCUCUCCGUGGCUACUCUCCGUGUUUGUUCUGUCGACCCGCAAAGAUUCAAAUAAACAACCGGUACCCAAAAACGCGAAGUGUACUAUUGAUACCGGAAAUAUGCAGGGAAAUAUCGUGUCAAGAGAUUUCGUCGAGAAUGUCUUGGAGUACUCGGAAGCAAACUUUGUUCGUUUAACGGCAGAAGAAAUGGAGGGCGGAUUUGGUAUAACAGGGGACAAGCUCGUGCCGGAGGGAGCCAUCUAUUUGACCUGGUAUCACAGCAAAAGUACUCGAGUUUUCCAUAGCAUGAGGUUUCUUAUCUCGCCACAUUCCCAAUGCGACCUUAUCAUUGGAGCUCGAUCUAUACUGAAGGAUAAUUUGCUUGGUGUUCCUAACCUAAUGGCAACAGUGACAACGACAGCGAAGAUUGCACCAAUAGAUAAUCCCAAAAAGGAUAAAGAAGAGGAGGAACUAAAUAAGACAUUACUUAAACGGAAGAAGAUAUACGAAGAAAAGGAAGUCGCGCUGUUAGAAGCGGGAGAAGAUACAGAAAACGACAAUAAUUUGAAAAAACUUGGAGAAGACUGCGAUAUCGCCAGGAAUCUUCUCUUGAUCCGACAGGCAGAAUUGAAGAACAAUCAAAAUCUAGUGAUUCAACUUAAAAAAGAUCUAGAGAAGCUACCAGGUUAUAAUAGUUAUGUGGUGCCCUCCAAGGCGCAUGCUGUUAUUUCCUCUGGUCUAGAAACAAAGAAUGACGUGGUUGUUCAACGUGCCGGCAACUUCAAAAAAAAUAGUACAUCUUCACCCAAGAGAUAACUAUUUGCGGUAUGUUGGAGGUUCUUUUGCGAAUUGUUAAUUAACUAGAGAAUUGAGGAGCAGCCAGUAGUUAUGCAUAUUUGUAUGGGACACUGGAGGGUUUCGGGAGGAAUAAUUGCGCUCUUCUUAAUGAUGUUUUGGACGAUAAAAGAUUUGGGACAGUAGCGUUUUUUAUUUGAAGGGUUAGCCAACAAGAAAGCGGAGAAUGGGUGGUAAUGUCAUGGCUUAGUAGAUUUUCACUGAGCGAUCAGGGCCGAAAUAAUAUUGACUGGAGAAUUGCGUUGUUUUAUAAACCUUGCGCUUAAACUUUCAUAGGGACUAUUUGCAGAAUUCAAUAAAUACAUGACCGCA